GCGCGGGGCCGGGCGAUGCGGGCGGGCGCGCGGCGGCGCGCGGCGCUGCUGCUGCUGUGGGCGCUCGCGGCCUGGGGAGCGCGGGCACAGCGGCCCGGCGGGAGCGCGGAAAACGGGACGCGCUGUGUCCUCUCGUCUUCAUCGGAGUUUCCUGAAGGAUUUUUCACGCCGCAGGAGAGGAAGGAUGGAGGAAUCGUUAUCUACUUCAUAAUUAUCCUGUACAUGUUCUUGGCCGUGUCCAUUGUGUGCGAUGAUUACUUCCUACCCUCCCUUGAGAUCAUCAGUGAAUGCCUUGGCCUCUCUCAGGAUGUUGCUGGAGCAACCUUUAUGGCUGCUGGAAGCUCUGCUCCAGAGCUUGUCACUGCUUUUCUAGGAGCUUUUGUGACAAAGGGAGAUAUUGGCGUCAGCACCAUCCUUGGAUCAGCAAUCUAUAAUCUUCUUGGUAUUUCUGCAGCUUGUGGACUGUUUUCCACUGUGGUUUCCAGGCUAUCCUGUUGGCCGCUGUUUAGAGACUGUCUGGUCUAUACAAUCAGUGCAGCAGCAGUCCUUGCGAUGAUCUCUGACAACAGAAUUUACUGGUAUGAAAGUGCAUCCUUAUUAUUGAUAUAUGGGUGUUAUAUUCUGAUACUGUGUUUUGACAUUAAAAUCAACCAAUACCUCAUGAAAAAGUUCAGUCCCUGCUGUACAUGUUUUACAAAAGCUAUGGAAGAGAAUGCAGAGCAGCAGCCACUGGUUGGAUGGAGGGAAGAGAGUGGACCUCUAAUCCGUCAGCAGUCAAGGACAGACAGUGGAAUUUUUCAGGAUGAGCUGGACUACUCUCACCUUUCAACAAGCUUACAUGGGCUUGAUGAAAUCUCUGGAGAUCAUCCAAAUGUCUUCACCAUGCCUGAAGCAGAUAUGAAGAGAAUUUUGUGGGUGUUAUCGCUUCCCAUUAUCACACUACUCUAUUUGACUAUACCAGAUUGCAGAAGACAGUUUUGGAGGAACUGGUUCAUGGUGACAUUUUUAAUUUCAGCAGCAUGGAUUUCUGCAAUAACUUAUGUUCUCGUAUGGAUGAUAACAAUAGCAGGUGAAACACUGGGAAUUCCAGAGUCAGUAAUGGGUCUCACAUUACUAGCAGCAGGAACAAGUGUACCAGAUACAGUUGCAAGCGUGCUGGUCGCUCGAAAAGGAAAUGGAGAUAUGGCUAUGUCUAACAUUGUAGGAUCCAACGUAUUUGAUAUGCUCUGUUUGGGAAUACCCUGGUUUAUAAAAACCGCCUUCAUAAAUACAUCAGGACCCAUAGAAGUGAACAGCAGUGGUCUGACAUACACAGCCAUUUCUCUUAUCUGUUCUGUUGUUUUUAUUUUUCUGGCAGUUCACCUGAAUGGCUGGAAAAUAGAUAAAAAAUUGGGAACCAUUUGUCUUGUACUGUACUUAGUAUUUACUGUACUAGCAAUUUUAUACGAACUUGGCAUCAUAGGAAACAAUCCUACAAGGGUCUGUGGUAACUAGUUUUAAUCAGUGAUUAUACUGAUGAAAAAAAUUAAAGCAGGAGGAAAAGAUCAGUUUCUUCACUUAGUCAAAAUAAAAUAAAAUAAAAAAAACAACUCCAAACUCCCACUGGGCUCUAAGUCUUAUAUACAGAACUAAAUCAUGUCAUCAAAGUAAUAUUAAGAACAAAAACAUCACAGCUUAACUGGAGCCCUUUCUUUUAGAGUCAGGAAUUACAGUAUGACUACAACACACAUAUAAAACCAAAAUCCUGAAAAAUAAAAAGACAUCUACUUUUUACAUUACAAUGUUGAUACACACUGGAGGGCAAAAAUAAAAACCAGAAAACACUAAAUAAAUCCCACUAUGCAGUCUUGAGAUUAACAGAGAAAAUGGCUUAUUUUAUUAAAAACAGUAUAACCAUUCAUUUAAACUGAAUGACUAGAGACACUUGGCCUAAUUUUCCAAAGGCACUGAGCAUCCAAACCUUCCAUGGUCAACAGGGACCUGCAGGUGCUCAGUGCCUCUAAAAAAACAACAAAAAUCAGGCAAAUUGUCUUUAAAAACCAAACAUAGUAAGAUUCAGUUAACAAGUAUCACAGUAUAUUAAACACUAUACUGUUAAAGGCUGGUGGGAUUUAAAAGUUCCUUUUUACAUCUUUUGUAAGCAUACAAUGUUACUAAAAAUGACUUGCUAAGAUAGAGAAGCUAAACAAGACAUAGGAAUGUUCCUGAACACAGAGUUUUAAAUUAUGCAUUGCGAUCCAAGCGGACAUCAAUUUCUCUGCCACUGAUUUUUAUGCCGUUCAUUAUCCUACAGGCCUUUUCAGCAGAUUCUGGUGAGUCAAAUCUGACUGUUCCACAGCCCUUUGAUUUUCCAUUCUCCAUUUUUAUUUCUGCAAACAUUACAUGACCUGAAUAAAUAAGUUAAACAGCAGUUAUUUCAAGUCCUCAGUGCACUAACAACUUAGAGAACUCAGAAGUGAUAAAAAAACAUUUCUAAGUAUAAUCUAGGGGAACAUACGAAAUUGGCCCUUCCAAACUGAUGGUACAUUCACUCAUUCAGGCAAGGGGACAUGGGACAAAACAGCAGUGAGGAAUCCAAAUUAUGAUCCACUAUUUCAAAUCUUCACACCAGCAUUAAGAUGAAGUAUAACUGUGCCUGUAUUUGACCUCAAGUUUGAAACAAAGUCCCUGUAAGACUCAGAGAAAGGUCUGUGUUUCAUUUACAGACACUGACAGAAGGGUGAGUACUGACAGGCAUUAACUGAACUGCAGAGUAGCCCAGUCCACUGUGUUCAUCACAAAAACAUAUCAAGCAAUAGCAACAAUCAAACAGUUUUGUUAAGAAGCUGCAGAGCAAAAUUAAUGUCUUUAAAAUGAUGCAGUUACCAGGUUAGGAGUGGUGGAUAAGUAACAUGGACUAUUCAAUUCUCGCCAAGUUUUCUUGAGGUUGGACACCCAACUCACGAGGCAUUAUUUUCAUGAAGAUGUCUUGAUACCUCUAAGAGUGUUCAGUUCCCUGGAGCUAAUGAGGUUCUGCUUAUGGUGUGUUAUAGCACAUCACUCCUGAGCCCCAGAAUGCCACUAGGAACAAAAAACUUUUCCCUAAAAUAUAUGACUUUAUUUUUAAGUAUCAUAUAAGACUGGCCUUUCACUGAAAGAAACUGAACACGGGGAGACAGACUUUGUAUUUCCUUAUGACACUGACACGAAUACAAUCUGUUGCUUAUAAUUCUUAAAAGCAACUGAACAUAAUUACUACAUCUGUUAGCUGAAAAAGAGAUGAUUAAAAAACCCAAAUUCUGAACAAUCUGAAAGUUGCCAGGCACUUAAGACUUAAAAAAAGAAAGAACUUGUUGCACUAUAUCCUCCAGCUACAAAAAUAACAUCAACACCUUAUAAUUUUUCAUAGUUGAACUGUGAGUUCCAUUAAUAUCAAAUCUGCAAACAGCUGUAUAACUGUCUUAGACAUCAGCAGUGUUUUAGAUUAUUUGUCUUUUCUGUCUCUCCAAAAUAAAAGUCAUCCUGUAAUUCAGUUAAAGCUUUCUGUUCUGAAGGUGUGUUUUCAAAACACAUCAUGUAUUUUUAUACCCAAGCUUUAUUUUUUGUUUACUUCUGUGAAAAGACGAACUUUUCU
This is a messenger RNA of Pseudopipra pipra, 3613 nucleotides long. RefSeq names its product solute carrier family 24 member 5 (gene SLC24A5). The record is from RefSeq and is a predicted model, not a curated record. Gene Ontology annotation, molecular function: calcium, potassium:sodium antiporter activity; calcium channel activity. The transcript has 9 exons. Gene Ontology annotation, cellular component: trans-Golgi network; membrane. NCBI's taxonomy places the organism in Eukaryota, Metazoa, Chordata, Aves, Passeriformes, Pipridae. Gene Ontology annotation, biological process: calcium ion transmembrane transport; melanocyte differentiation; intracellular calcium ion homeostasis. The coding region runs from base 16 to 1494 and encodes 492 amino acids.